This is a messenger RNA of Pygocentrus nattereri (red-bellied piranha), 4420 nucleotides long. RefSeq names its product serine/threonine-protein phosphatase 6 regulatory ankyrin repeat subunit A (gene ankrd28a). Gene Ontology annotation, molecular function: protein binding. Gene Ontology annotation, cellular component: cytoplasm. The coding region runs from base 1 to 3282 and encodes 1093 amino acids. The transcript is spliced from 28 exons. The record is from RefSeq and is a predicted model, not a curated record. Lineage: Eukaryota; Metazoa; Chordata; Actinopteri; Characiformes; Serrasalmidae.
AUGAGGUCGGAGCGAAUGAGCCGCGUGUGCAUCGUUGUCCUGGAGGAGGUGGAGGACGACGAGCCCUCCCCUCUGCAUUCCAAAAUCACACAGGACCACGUUUCCCAGCAUUCAGCUCCUCAAUCCAACACUCAGGAAGAGAAGCCUUCGUUGUUGAAAGCUAUAUUCAAUGUGAAUCCAGACGAAGUUCGCUCUCUCAUAUUCAAGAAAGAAGAUGUCAAUGUGCAGGAUAACGAGAAGAGGACUCCUCUACAUGCUGCAGCUUACUUGGGUGACGCUGAGAUCAUCGAGCUUCUCAUUCUGUCAGGAGCGAGAGUAAAUGCCAAAGAUAAUAAGUGGCUGACCCCUCUUCACCGAGCUGUGGCCUCCUGCAGCGAGGAUGCCGUUCAGGUGCUGCUGAAGCACUCUGCUGACGUAAAUGCGCGGGACAAGAACUGGCAGACGCCGCUGCACGUGGCGGCGGCCAACAAAGCGGUGCGCUGCGCUGAGGCACUCGUCCCCCUGCUCAGCAACGUCAACGUGUCGGACCGCGCUGGACGCACCGCACUGCACCACGCUGCCUUCAGCGGCCACUUGGAGAUGGUGAAGCUUCUGCUGUCCAGAGGAGCCAACCUUAAUGCAUUUGACAAGAAGGACAGGAGAGCUAUCCACUGGGCUGCGUAUAUGGGUCAUAUGGAGGUGGUGCGCUUGCUGGUGUCUCAUGGUGCGGAGGUGGCGUGUAAAGAUAAGAAAGCCUACACACCACUCCAUGCUGCAGCCUCCAGCGGGAUGAUCAGUGUGGUUAAAUACCUGCUGGAUCUGGGGGUGGAUAUCAAUGAGCCUAAUGCGUAUGGGAACACUCCGCUGCAUGUGGCGUGUUAUAACGGUCAGGAUGUGGUCGUGAAUGAGCUGAUUGAGUCAGGUGCUAAUGUCAACCAGGUGAACGAGAAGGGCUUUGCGCCACUGCACUUUACUGCCGCCUCCCGCCAGGGGGCGCUGUGCCUGGAAUUAUUAGUGGGUAACGGAGCAGAUGUGAACAUCAAGAGUAAAGAUGGGAAGACCCCACUUCACAUGGCCGCCAUUCAUGGCAGGUUCUCCAGAUCUCAGGCUGUCAUUCAGAGUGGGGCCGAGAUAGACUGUGAAGAUAAGAACGGGAACUCUCCUCUGCACAUAGCCGCCCGAUAUGGCCACGAGCUCCUCAUCAACACCCUCAUCACCAAUGGAGCCAACACAGCAAAACGAGGCAUUCAUGGCAUGUUUCCCCUACAUCUGGCUGCACUCAGUGGCUUCUCGGACUGCUGCCGAAAACUUCUGUCAUCUGGUUUUGACAUUGACACGCCUGAUGACUUUGGCAGGACGUGUUUACACGCAGCAGCAGCAGGAGGAAAUCUUGACUGUUUAAAUCUGCUGCUCAAUACUGGCGCAGACUUCAACAGGAAGGACAGAUUUGGAAGGACGCCACUUCAUUACGCGGCCGCUAACUGUAAUUAUCAGUGCCUGUUUGCACUUGUGGGCUCAGGAGCCAGUGUGAACGACAUGGACGUGAGGGGCUGCACCCCUUUGCACUACGCUGCGGCUUCAGACACCGAUGCCAAAUGCUUGGAGUAUUUGUUACGUAAUGAUGCUAACCCAGGGAUCCGGGACAAACAGGGCUAUAAUGCAGUACACUAUGCCUCAGCCUACGGUCACCGCCUCUGCCUCGAAUUGAUUGCCAGUGAAACACCACUGGAUGUGCUGAUGGAAACAUCUGGGACAGACAUCCUGAAUGACACAGAUGGACAGACUCCCAUCAGCCCUUUGCACUUAGCAGCGUAUCAUGGUCACCACCAUGCUCUGGAGGUGCUGGUUCAAUCUCUGUUGGACCUGGAUGUACGUACGGCGCAGGGACACACGCCACUGGAUCUGGCUGCAUUUAAGGGCCAUGUGGAGUGUGUGGAUGUGCUCAUCAACCAGGGAGCCUCCAUACUGCUCAAAGACUACACACAGAAGAGAACACCCAUCCAUGCUGCAGCCAUGAACGGCCACUUGGAAUGCCUCCGCCUGCUGAUUGGCAAUGCGGAACCUCACACAGCUGUGGAUGUCCAGGAUGCGAAUGGACAGACUCCACUGAUGCUGGCAGUGCUGAAUGGGCACACAGACUGUGUCUACUUCUUGCUCAGUAAAGGAACCAGUGUGGAGGCCAGGGACAAAUGGGGCAGGACAGCCUUGCAUCGCGGGGCAGUGACAGGGCAUGAGGCAUGUGUGGAGGCACUUUUACAGCAUGGUGCCAGUCUGCCCGUGCGUGACAGUAGGGGACGCACUGCUAUGCACUUGGCAGCAUCUUGUGGUCACAUUGGGGUGCUGGGGGCACUGCUGCAGGCCACACAAUCCCUGAACACAGUGCCUGUCAUUAUGGACAACUGUGGCUACACUCCACUCCAUUGGGCAUGCUACAAUGGUCAUGAUACAUGCGUUGAGGCUCUGUUAGAGCAGGAGGCCUUCCACAAGAUGGAGGGCAACUCCUUUAGUCCACUUCACUGUGCUGUAAUCAGUGAUAACGAAGGGGCAGCUGAGCUGUUGAUUGACACGCUCGGUCCUGCUAUAGUUAAUGCUACGGAUUCCAAGUCCAGGACGCCUCUACAUGCUGCAGCCUACACAGACCACGUAGAGUGCCUGCAGCUUCUUCUGGGCCACAAUGCCCAGGUGAACGCCAUAGACGCACUGGGCAAAACACCCCUCAUGAUGGCUGCAGAGAAUGGCCAGACCAACGCUGUUGAAGUACUUGUGAGUAGAGCGAAGGCAGACCUCACUCUACAGGAUGCAAAUAAGAACACAGCCCUGCAUUUAGCCUGCAGCAAGGGGCAUGAAACUAGUGCCUUGUUAAUUCUGGAGAAGGUCACAGACAGGAACCUUAUCAAUGCUACAAAUGCAGCUCUACAGACGCCGCUGCAUGUUGCUGCUCGCAACGGACUCACAGUGGUGGUACAGGAGCUUUUGGGAAAAGGAGCUAGUGUGCUUGCUGUGGAUGAGAAUGGUUAUACCCCAGCCUUAGCCUGCGCCCCAAACAAAGAUGUGGCUGACUGCCUAGCACUGAUUCUGGCCACCAUGAUGCCCGUGUCUCCUGGCAGUGCUGGUGCCGUGCCAGGCCUCACCUUCAGCACCAUAAACCACUACUGCAGCCCGUCAAAGGCUGUGACCUUCGACCCUCUACCGGCACUGCGAUCUGAGCACGGAUCCUAUUGCAGCUUCAACAGCCUGGGCCGAGAGGACGGCCUCAUUGUCCCUGACGAUGAACUCAACGACUCAGACUCAGAGACUUACUAAAGACUGUACGCAGAAUCUGUAGUUUGUGUGAUUCUUUUACUCUAUUAAGGACGACAUUUCAUUUUUAAUCCGAGAGUCACUGAGCCAAAUGGCCACUAGUUCUCUACUAUUUUGUUUUGUACAGCUACAGAGUGCCUGGAUUGUUGGAGAAGCUAACGCUAUAGUCCUGAAUCACACAUUAAAGUGAUGGACUUGGUGUGGAAUGUUACUUUAAGCUAUUGCUGAACUGGGGAUAAUGGUGACCACCACUUUUGUGGGUUCCCUUUCCUCUUAGGCCUGUAUAGCCAAUGUCUCAGGAGACUUUAGAGACUGAUAGAGCUGGAGAAAAAGAAGGACAUGGUUGACCUUAUACAGUACAGUCUGCGGUUUCUGGCUACUGUUUCAACAGUCAUCAUGUGUUUUAUCUCCAAACGUUCUUUCAACAGGCUUUUUAAAAUUCAGACGCAUUUUGGUUUCCCCAUUGUUUCGAAGAAGAGGACCAUGGCCUUAAUGGUAGACUGAACUUUAAUGACGACUACUGUGGGACUACAGUUCCCAGAAACCUCCUCUCUGGCAGUAAGAGGAGGGAGCAUGAACCUUUAGAACUGAAGGCUGUGGAACCCAGCCAAUGGGACCAAGUUGAUCCCCCAACCAGUUUUUUUGAAGCAGCAUGACUUCAUUUAGGGUUGUCUUUUUCCUUUUUCCUUCGUUGAUUUUAUGGCUAAUUUAUUGCAAACAAGAUCAACCAAGACUUGGACUGCUGUGAAUGUUAAAGUGCUGUCAAGUGCAAAUUUUCAGUCCCUGUUGCUGCACAAGUGAGUGAAUGAUUGAAGACCUUUUUUUUUAGCAGAAGUUUUCUUAAAAAGGCCUCGUCACACAUUUCUUACCUAUGAGUCUGAGACCAGCUAUCAAGGUGCCGACAGGGUUUCUACAUGUUCAGCUCUGGUCUUUGGUGAAUCACAGCAUUUGGUAUACUGUAACUCAAAACAGAGGAAAAAUGAGUGUAUAGUUUUGUGCGCGUGUGGCUGAGAGUGUGAAUGCUUGUGUGUGUUGAGAAAGAAUUGCCUUUUAUAUAAGAUUGCAGAGAAAUUGAGGGUAGGUCUACGGCCUGCCCACUUGGUGCAUUGUUGAAAUGAUUACUAAUAAAUCAUGAAUUAUA